Papilio xuthus (Asian swallowtail) is the source of this 1876-nucleotide messenger RNA. It is a transcript of the gene frj, whose product is annotated as membrane bound O-acyltransferase domain containing farjavit. Gene Ontology annotation, molecular function: lysophospholipid acyltransferase activity. NCBI's taxonomy places the organism in Eukaryota, Metazoa, Arthropoda, Insecta, Lepidoptera, Papilionidae. The transcript has 7 exons. Gene Ontology annotation, biological process: lipid modification; phosphatidylinositol biosynthetic process. Bases 254 to 1723 code for a protein of 489 amino acids. The record is from RefSeq and is a predicted model, not a curated record. Gene Ontology annotation, cellular component: membrane; mitochondria-associated endoplasmic reticulum membrane contact site.
UUACAAAAAACAAAUCAAAGUCAAACGUGAUUUGUAACUUAUUAAAUUUCACGUAUAAAUUAUUAUAUCUAUUUAUUACUUUUUAUUUAAACAGUAAAAUCUUACGUUGGAUUAAAAAACCUAAACUUUAUUAAUCGUUGUUAAGCUGCAAGUGCCGACUGUAAAAAUAUGAAACAUAACAAACCAACUAUCUAAUUAAAAUUUGAGACUUUGUAUUAUAUUUAUUAUUCACUUGGGCAUAUCAAUAACCAAAAUGAUAGCUUUUAUAAAUAAGAACAAAAAUGACUUAAUUUAUUUAGGACUUUUAUUAUUUAGUGUGUUUAUAGGUCGAUAUUAUAGAAGUUUAGGCUCAGUGCAAGCUAAGAAAUGGGUUGGUUCAAUAAUUGGACUACUUCUAAUAGUAACUGUAUCUGGUUACAAUGCUAUACAUCCAAUAUUUUCAGCACUUCUUGGAAUAACGAUUAUUAAGUUGACAACUGUGCGAUACUGCCAUGUUGCAACAUUCUUUCUAAUGUUUGGAUAUUUGUUUUUCUUCCGAUUGUCAGAUAAAUUUGGAUUACCAUUAUCAUCAGGGCAAACCAAUUUGAUUGAAAUGAUAAUUGUGUUACGAGUUGUUGGAGUAGCAUUUGAAAUAAAUGGAUCUUGGAUAACCGUUGGUAAAACAAAGAAGCAAGAAAAUGAUGAUAAAAAAUCUCAAGUAAAAGAAUUUGAUAGAGAUGAUGAUUUUGUUGAGAUUAUAAAUCCAUGUUAUGCUGAUUUAUUCCAUUAUACUUUUAACUAUGUAGGAUUACUUACAGGUCCAUACUACAGGUAUAGAACAUUUGACGAUUACUUUCAUCUGCCAUUUAGCAAAUAUGUGGAUUGCACUGGUUUCACUAUUAAUACAUUGAAGAUAGUUCCGUUAUAUGUAUCUCUAUAUUUAGCAUUAUCUAACCUUUGGCCUUUGGAGUAUAUCCUAAGUGAAGAUCAUAAUAAUAGGAACUUCUUGUACAGAAUGUUAUAUCCAUGGGCAUUGUUUGCUGCGUUCCGGCAGCGUGUGUACUCUGGUAUGACUUUAGCGGAGAGUGUGUGUACAUCAGCAGGCCUCGGAGCAUAUCCUGUGCAGGGCAGGAAUAGAACUGGUCAUGGACCAACCGUAGGUUAUUUGAAGCUUAAAAAAAUGAGUGAGGAGGAAGCAAAAUUGGUCCAAUAUGAUUUUAACACAGUGGAGUCAAUGGAUGUUUGGGGUUGUGAAACCGUUGUUACUUUACGGGACUCUAUGAAAGUCUGGAAUAAGGCUGUGCAGUAUUGGGUUGCUAUGGUUGUCUAUAAGAGGUUCCCUGUAAAACUGCUAAAAAUUCAUGCAGCAUUAUUUGUGUCUGUGAUUUGGCAUGGCUACCAUGCUGGUUAUUUCUUUUGCAUUUACUUUUGUCCAUUUUAUUUGAUGGCUGAAGAUAUUUAUUACAAACUAUAUUAUAAGGAUGCCACAGGAACGAAAAAGAAAGUUAUCGGCUUCAUCAUGUGGUUCUUACGAUCUCAUUCUGAAUCUUAUCAAGCGGCUGCAUUUUUACUUUUAACAUUUGACAGAAUUUGGAUUUAUUAUUCUUCGGUAUAUCAUUAUUGGUAUGGCGUAUGGUUUGCCUUCCUAAUACUUGGUUUAUUGUUAAACCAAGUGCAUAAAAUAGGAAAACCCAAGAAAAUAUUAAAUGAUACAAAAGAAAAAAAUUAUAGUGUAAAACAAUAAUUACAUAUUUCUAGACAAAUUUUAAUACGGGAACGUAUAUUUAGAUUUUAGUGAUAAUAAAGGUUGUAGGGGUGAUAGACAUAGAAUUUUAUACUGAUAAAAAUACAGUAAAAGUCAUUUUUAAAUUAUAUCCUACCUCUUAAAUAAAAGACA